Lactuca virosa is the source of this 363-nucleotide messenger RNA. The record is from the annotation of a GenBank genome assembly. Lineage: Eukaryota; Viridiplantae; Streptophyta; Magnoliopsida; Asterales; Asteraceae.
AUGUUCAAAUUAACGAAACCCCAGAAACUUUCUGUUGAUAUGAAGAAAAAAGCAUCAUCAUCGUCGACAACAAUGGCGUUUCAAAGAGGUGACAGAGUCGAAAUUUCAAGCAACGAAAAGGGGUUCGAGGGUUCAUACUACACAGCAAACAUCAUCGCUAGGCUUUCCAAGAAAGAGUACAUUAUCCAGUACAGAACUCUCCUGAAAGAAGACGGUUUUGGGCCCUUGAGAGAGGUGGUCUCCGCCGAUCAAAUCCAGCCGCUUCCUCCACAGAUUCCGGUAACUGGAUUUUCGUUGGGCGACGCUGUUGACGCCUACGAGAAGGAUGGGUGGAGGAGAUUGCUUUCCCCUUGGGCUUUUUAA